AUGCCUACCUUGCCACCUCACCAGUCAGUCUUCUCUUACACCCUGACUAAACCCUAUCCAUUUCUAUGGUUUACUCCUGUUGCUAUCGUUGGAGGGAUAUUGGCUUCGGUUUUGUUUUCGUUUCUGAAUCUUGCUACCUCUGGCUACGAUACCGUUACUGUUACGACAUCGGAACCCAAUGCAACAAUCACAAAUACGACUUAUUUUCACAACUGGCCAUCUUUCAAAACUUCAAAGAUUCGCCCGACAUGUGAACCACAAAGGUUGCCCGUAUACGAAUAUUACUAUACGAAUAAUACCGCGUUCCCUUAUCAACUUUACAGCAUAGAUAAUCACGGCACCGAAGAGUGGACGACUUACUUAGCCGACAUCGCGCAUCUCAAUAACCCACUUACAGAGUGCGAGUUUCAACAAAUCUGCAUCAGAUUUGAAGACGAAAGGGAUGAUGACUUUGGAGAAAGAAGUUCAUUAGAUGCCUUCCUUUCUUGCGUAGUCGAUAUCGAAACGGGUAGGAAAAAAAUAGGCUUGGUCGCCAAUUACAGUCCGAGACAAGAGAAACAAUCCUUCCCAUUGAGUAUGGAUAGAAACCAGACGGCGAGUUUGUGGUGGGGAAAGUCCUUGAUAUCUUGGUACUUUGCACAAACCAUGUACGAAAUGAGACAAGCCGCUUACAUGCCCGUGAAUUUGACAAUGGGAUCGACGGAAGAAUAUUAUAUGAAUGAAGGUCAAGUGUUCUUCUUGACUAUUCCACAAAUUUCAGAUGCAGAGCAGUUCAAAUCCGACAGUUGGAUGGAGUUCAAGCCCGCUUGUUUUUUCUUCCCUGACCGUGGUGCAACCAGAUUCGCAAACACCUGGAAGUGCGACCGAGAAGCUAAGUACCGAUACAAGGAGUUUCGUCAGAUCUGGUAUUAUGCUGAAAUGCUUGCAAAAUCAUUCUACACCACCAUUAUGGCCGACCUGGGCCAGAUAACGCUUAAUGUCCUUGAAAACGGCGACUUACCUCAGUAA
This is a messenger RNA of Bipolaris oryzae ATCC 44560, 1008 nucleotides long. RefSeq lists its product as uncharacterized. The record is from RefSeq and is a predicted model, not a curated record. The transcript has a single exon. Bases 1 to 1008 code for a protein of 335 amino acids. NCBI's taxonomy places the organism in Eukaryota, Fungi, Ascomycota, Dothideomycetes, Pleosporales, Pleosporaceae.